Hyposmocoma kahamanoa is the source of this 2223-nucleotide messenger RNA. RefSeq lists its product as uncharacterized. Lineage: Eukaryota; Metazoa; Arthropoda; Insecta; Lepidoptera; Cosmopterigidae. The transcript is spliced from 8 exons. The record is from RefSeq and is a predicted model, not a curated record. Bases 1 to 1329 code for a protein of 442 amino acids.
AUGUUGAACGAAUGGUUGCAUCGAAGAGAAGAAGAAGUUCAUACAGAAGGUCUUCAGCAAGGUCGUUUAUUAGCAAUCGGAAUUUCCAACCCUUACCCACCGGGCCCGUACAUAGACAUAACCGGACCCUUGCGGCUUGGGGAGGGAACUGAUGACCCGCCUUCCGUUAGCACGCGGCGUCAUUGGCUUGUUGGAGGGGCUCGACCGAUUCUCACCUGCCAUAUGGCCUCGCCCACCGGAGCCCCACUUUACCUUACCACCAGGGCUUUAUCUUACCGUGCCACAUCACCUCGCGUUUUUGGAGGUGUUACACAUCGUCUAAUAAUGGAUUACAUUGUCAUCCCCAACUUUGCUUUAUUGCGACACGUUACUAUGAUAGUAAGACUCAAGACGGAAGUGACCUCAAGUUGUUGUCAGCCACAAGUGCAUCCUGUCAAGGGUUGCUCCAAUGUUGUGCACCGGCUAUCGAGUUGUGAACAAUGCAUUAGGACCAGAUUAAAUAAAAAAUACAGUGACUGUGAUAGUGAAUUAGUGGAUAACACAUUACCUUAUAAGACGAGAGCGGCGAAAAGUAGGUACGUCAACGCCUGCGCGGCAGUGUGCCUGCUAUUGUUGGUCGGAGGGCUCACCCCACAGUCAUCGGCGGCACCGCCCAGGAGCCGGAGAAUGGCCAGUCAGGAGGAGAACCCUUUAUGGGGCAACCCUUGUGACUACAAUGAGUCUGAUAUAAAAUCAAAGCUAAAAUACGAGCCAUCUCUUGCUGGGAAAGUCGUGGCACAAGCGAGUAAUACUCUUUCAAAAGCGAAGGCGUACAAAAACGAAGUAGCAAGUCUACACGAUUUUUCAAACUUCGAGGAUCUGCUAGGAGAAUGGAACACGACUCAUUGGUUACGUGCUCGUCCUUGGCAUAUUCCAGAAGUUCUGCCCCCGGAAAAAGAGUACGGGACAGAGGUAGAUGAUGACUACCUCACUAAUUUGAUGAAUGAUAUAGACAAGACGUUGCCGACGAUGGGCAAGUCCUUAAAGCUGUUAGUUGCUGGCCUGCGGAAGAUCGGCGAAUACCAAUUGGUGGAUAACAAUAUCGCCGACGACUCUUUGCAGAGGAACUUCACAAAUACCAGUUCCAACGUACGGGCCGUUCUCUGUUACUUCAGUGACGUGAUGAGAGCGCGAGAAUUGGAAAUGCCCAAGCUUCUUGACUCUGACAUACCAGAGUUCAAAUAUAAGGAUAGACUUACAAAUGCUUUGCUCGUCUACCGAGACACCAUCAACUAUUUAGAGUAUAUCACACAGGUGUUCGACAAAAUGAACCAGACUCUUAAUGAAUAGUUUACAAUAUACUCUCUGGUUGUGUUAACUAGAAUUCUAAGACCGCUUGUGAUGAGCCAAGGUUUUAAGCGCACAUGUCGUUUAGGGUCUUCCAAUGACAGCGUGCGGUGUGUGAAUGAUUUAGUUUUAUUUAAUCUAUUUAUUUUGACGUAAUCGCGAUGAUAUGUACGGGCUUUAAUGUACUCUUUUAAAGGAAGAGCUAUGUGCAGCUUGCCGUCAUGAGAGAGUUUGAAUGCCAUAUCCUUAUUGGAAGAUCCUAUAGUAGUGCUAUUGUCCGUUAUGGUAAUUGAGUUCUUAUUGUUAAUUUGUGUGCCAGGCAGGUCCUAGGCACCUUAAGAUGGCUCUAAUUUAGGCUAUUUACUUAUGGUGCUUUCUCUUUAUGAAACGCCUGACGGUCGCAUAACUAACGAUCGAAACGGUCGCGUUAGUAUUAUUAUAUUGCUCCCCAAGUAGUUUAGCCCAAUUAAUAGAGAAAUUGUUUUGGCUGUUGAUUAGCGAAUUAAUAUAGUAAAUGUCUUUGCCAUUACAUUGCCAUUCGGUCUAUAACGAAUUAGUUCCUUUUAUAAUUUUGUAAAUAUUAACGAAUUUAUUUAUUGUAUGCAGGCAUCUACAGGCGUUACAUUUGAAAUUUUCCGAUAAUCCUAGUCAAGGUCCCAACUUAUUUAUUUCUUGAUUACUGUAUUUUCUUUGAUGUUUGGGCGAUUGGACGAAAAUUUACAGUGGAGCUUUGCAAAUCUUGACGACAUGAUAUCUGUUAAAAGAUGUUAUUUAUUCCUGACAUUAAGUCAAUUUCGUCUGCGUGUUUUUUAAAACCGUAAGAUUUGCGAUGUUCAUGCCUUACUCAAAGUAAUGUUUUAUUUGUAUUAAUUAAUUUAGAUUAUAAUACUUGACUUC